Ceratotherium simum simum (southern white rhinoceros) is the source of this 1515-nucleotide messenger RNA. Lineage: Eukaryota; Metazoa; Chordata; Mammalia; Perissodactyla; Rhinocerotidae. The record is from RefSeq and is a predicted model, not a curated record.
AUGACGACCACCUGCACCAACAGCACGCGCGAAAGCAACAGCAGCCACACGUGCGUGCCCCUCUCCAAAAUGCCCAUCAGCCUGGCUCACGGCAUCAUCCGCUCGAGCGUGCUGCUCAUCUUCCUCGCCGCCUCAUUCGUCGGCAACAUAGUGCUGGCACUCGUGUUGCAGCGCAAGCCGCAGCUGCUGCAGGUGACCAAUCGCUUCAUCUUUAACCUCCUCGUCACUGACCUGCUGCAGAUUUCACUCGUGGCCCCCUGGGUGGUGGCCACCUCCGUGCCUCUCUUCUGGCCCCUCAACAGCCAUUUCUGUACCGCCCUGGUUAGCCUCACUCACCUGUUCGCCUUCGCCAGUGUCAACACCAUUGUCGUAGUGUCAGUGGAUCGCUACCUGUCCAUCAUCCACCCUCUCUCCUACCCGGCCAAGAUGACCCCGCGCCGGGGUUACAUGCUCCUCUAUGGCACCUGGAUCGUGGCCAUCCUGCAGAGCACACCCCCUCUCUAUGGCUGGGGCCAGGCUGCCUUUGAUGAGCGCAAUGCCCUUUGCUCUAUGAUCUGGGGGUCCAGCCCCAGCUAUACCAUUUUCAGCGUAGUGUCCUUCAUCAUCAUUCCACUGUUUGUCAUGAUUGGCUGCUACUCUGUGGUGUUCGGUGCAGCCCGGCGGCAGCAUGCUCUGCUGUACCACGUCAAGAGCCACAGCUUGGAGGUUCGAGCCAAGGACUGUGUGGAGAAUGAGAACGAAGAGGGAGAGAAGAAGGAUGAGUUCCAUGGCCUGGAUGAAGGUGAGGUCAAGGCCAAGGAGGGCAGCGUCGAGGCAGAAGAGGCUGGCAUGGAAGCCAAGGAUGGCAGCAUGAAGGCCAAGAAAGGGAGCGUGGAGGCCAAGGGCAGCAAGGAGGUCAGAGAAAGCAGCUUGGUGGCCAGCGAAGGCAGCAUAGAGAGUAAGGAAGGCGGCACCGAAAGGGAGAGAAGCAUGAGGGCAGACAAGAGCCGCAGAGAGGUCAACCAGUGCAACAUUGACUUGGGUGAAGAUGACCUGGAGUUUGGUGACGAUCACUUCCACUUCAGUGAGGAUGACAUCGAGGCAGUGAACAUCCCAGAGAGUCUCCCACCCAGUCGCCGAAACAGCAACAGCGACCCUCCUCUGCCCAGGUGCUACCAGUGCAAAGCUGCUAAAGUGAUCUUCCUCAUCAUUUUCUCCUACGUGCUGUCCCUGGGGCCCUACUGCUUUCUAGCCGUCCUGGCCGUGUGGGUGGAUGUCCAAACCAAGGUGCCUCAGUGGGUGAUCACCAUCAUAAUCUGGCUUUUCUUCCUGCAGUGCUGCAUCCACCCCUACAUCUAUGGCUAUAUGCACAAGACCAUCAAGAAGGAAAUCCAGGAUAUGCUGAAGAAGUUCUUCUGCAAGGAAAAGCCCCCAAAAGAAGACAGCCACCCAGACCUGCCCGGAACCGAAGCCGGCACAGAGGGUGGGACCGAAGGCAAGACCGUCCUUUCUCACGAUUCUGCCACUUUGCCUUGA